This is a messenger RNA of Parnassius apollo (apollo), 567 nucleotides long. The record is from the annotation of a GenBank genome assembly. NCBI's taxonomy places the organism in Eukaryota, Metazoa, Arthropoda, Insecta, Lepidoptera, Papilionidae.
AUGCCACAAGCAAGAGUGAAAUUUGGAUGUUGCGAAAGACAGACGUCAUCACCUAAUGCAUUAAGCUGUUACUCCUGUAAAAUCAAAUAUCAUCUUAACUGUGUCAACAUAAAAAAAUCAUUAAAAGAGUUACCAGAGGAAUUCAAAUCUAAAUGGACUUGUCCAUGUUGCUGUAGUAAGCUACCAAAAUUUGACAACACUAACACGCCAAUUAAAGCAACUACAAAUCAACCUGAAUCGGAUAGUGAGGAAUUCCCAAUAAAUAUAAACUUAAGAAGGGAUACAGUACAAAAGUUGGAAGUAUCCGUCGAAAAUAUACGGCAAAUUGUUAGAGAAGAAUUAGAAAGUAUUUUAGACAGUUUCAAAACUAAGAUAAUUAAACAGUUAGAGGUAAAAACAAAGGAAGUUCUUGAUAAAUUCAAUCAAAUAUCUAUGUCCAAAGUCGAAAGUCAACUGGAACAUAUUCAAAACGAAGUACAAUCCAAUUGUAAGAAAAUUAAUGUAUUAGAAUCUGAAAAUACAACACUACGAAGUACAAUCAUCAACCUUAACUACAGACUUACAUGA